UUCCUCGAUACUUUAGAACUUUAUUGUGAAUGCUUGUGCUGAGUUUCUAUACAAAAUGAAUCUAGAAUUACAUAAACGUUAUACUAAAGUUGUGAAAUAAGAUACAAUGUUGUCGAGCCUGAAAAAUAACGCAAUUCACUGAACUCCAUUCAACAGCUUCAGUUAUGUGAAAAUGAUAUUCCGUCAUCAAAUGUUUUAGAAAGACGUUUAUUUUUAGUUUGCAAGCCCUUUGCGCAUAGGAUCAAAGUUUUCUACAUUAAAACUGAUUGUUGCAAGUAAGCUAUAUCGCUUUACAACCCAUAGGCAUGUUUAAACAAGUCUACAGAUACAACACAGGACAGGCAUUCACUAGGGGUGUGAUUCUGAGAGAUUUACAAGAUUCACAAACUCAUCAAACAAGCUGAGGACAAUAUACGGCUGUAACCUCUCUGACGGCUCUAGAUUGACUGAUAACAUUGACGGGGAACUUCAUUCUUGUGUGUUGUGUAAAAAUGGAGGAGAUUGUAGAAAGCGGUCUGUCUUUAAUAUACGUUUUCCUGACGGUUGUUAGUGUUUGCUUACUGCUCGUGCGGGGUGUGAGGGGCAGGCCUGUGAGGUGGUUGGUUGUUCUUGUGGUUUCUGAAGGGACAUUGAGCUGUUUGGUCCAUUCAUUAUUUCUAAAAGUGGCAUUAGCGACGGUGCUAUGUGGUUUGGUGCACUACAUAGGGAGUGAAGAGAUCAUGUUACCUACCCUAAACAAAGCAGUGCUGAUCACAGGUUGUGAUUCUGGUUUGGGUCACGAUCUGGCCAAAUGUCUGGACAGCGCAGGAGUGAGGGUGUUUGCGGGGGUCCUGGAUGAAUGCGGUCCUGGAGCUCGGGAGCUCAAGAGAGCUGCAUCUUCAAAACUCACCAUUCUACAGUUAGACGUCACAAACAGAAGACAGAUCAAGCAAGCGUAUGAGUUCAUCCGGAGUCAAACAGGUGAAACAGGUCUCUGGGGAGUAGUGAACAACGCAGGUGUGCUUGGAUAUGUGGGCGACGGAGAAAUUCUGCCAAUUAAAUUAUAUAAAAAAUACUUUGAUGUAAAUUUCAUUGGUAGUGUGGAGGUGACACAGGUCUUUUUGCCUCUGAUACGUCAAUCAAAAGGAAGAAUUAUCAGCAUAUCAAGUAUGGCAGGAGAAAUCCCUCUUCCUGGAUUUUCAGCCUAUGGAGCAUCUAAAGCAGCUCUGACUGUAUACAGUGGAACAAUGAGACAGGAACUCUCACGCUGGGGAGUAAAAGUCAUUAUCGUUCAACCUGGGGCUUUUAAAACAAAUAUUUUUGGCCGCAGAGAGCAGUGGAUUGGCGUUCAGGAGGAGAUCCUAAGUGAUAUAUCCCAAGACGUCAUGGAAACGUAUGGAGUAGAAUACAUCAGCUCCAUGCAGCAAAGGCUGGUCGAGAUGUCUUCAACGUCAAGCCCCAACACGGGACCGUUCCUGGAGUCUUUAAAACAUGCUCUGCUCUCCUCAAGACCUAAUCCAUUUUACUACCCGGGGGCGGCAGCGUGGGCUCUUCCACUUUUCUACAGACAUUUCCCCACUUCACUGUCAGACAAGAUCUUCUCACGAAUCUUUAUGAAUAGUGAUGCCAAACCAGCACAACACUGAAUUUCUAUUAACCGUUUUGCUAAAAUAACUUUGACAGGAUAAAUGGUGUGGAAGCUUUUAGUAAACCAGGUGAAUGAAAACCUGUCAAGCUUUGUUAAAAGCAUGGAAACCGCACACAAUCCACAGAACAAUUCAACAUCGUCUAAACCUUCUGUAUUCAGUUUGUUACAACACACUCAAGAAACAUAUUUUGCCACAAAAAAAUACCUUGGACGGUAAAAAGCUUGGAAAAACUGGGCUUUAAACUCAGGUCACAGUUUUUGCUUUCUUAUUAUAAGUUUGGAAAAAACAAUUCAGGGUGUCCUAUUAAAUCCACAGUAUCUUUUCACUUUAAAAAGAAGGUCUUUUAACAGUGGCAUUUGUUUCUGACACUAAACAGAUUUUAAAAAAUCUAAAAAGGUCCAUUGUAUAUAAAAUAAAUCAUAUAAGGUGAA
Molecule: messenger RNA, 2059 nt
Organism: Triplophysa dalaica
Lineage: Eukaryota; Metazoa; Chordata; Actinopteri; Cypriniformes; Nemacheilidae
Gene: hsd17b2
Product: hydroxysteroid (17-beta) dehydrogenase 2
Exons: 5
Coding region: 492-1625 (377 amino acids)
Molecular function (GO): oxidoreductase activity
Source: RefSeq, a predicted model, not a curated record